CAUUUUGGAUUCGAAAAACGCAAAAUGAAGAUUAAGUUAGUGGACUCGGUAGUGCGGAGCUUUAAAGUGGCAAAAAUUUUUCGCGAAAACACCGAUAAGAUAAACGCAAUUGAUUUUGCGCCCAAUGGCGAGCAUCUCAUUUCCUGCAGCGAAGACGAUCAGAUUGUAAUAUACGACUGCGAGAAAGGCACUCAAUCUCGUACAGUAAACUCAAAGAAGUAUGGUGUGGAUUUAAUACAUUUUACACAUGCCAACAACACCGCUAUACAUAGUUCGACGAAAGUCGAUGACACCAUACGCUAUUUAAGUCUGCACGACAACAAAUACCUUCGCUAUUUUCCCGGACACACAAAGAAAGUAAUUUCGCUGUGCAUCUCACCCGUGGAGGACACGUUUCUGUCUGGCUCGCUAGAUAAAACGUUGCGUCUAUGGGACUUACGGUCUCCAAACUGUCAGGGGUUGAUGCAUUUAUCUGGACGUCCCAUUGCCGCAUACGAUCCGGAGGGCUUAAUUUUUGCGGCUGGUGUGAAUUCAGAGAGCAUUAAACUCUACGAUUUACGUUCGUUUGACAAAGGCCCCUUUGUUACCUUUAAGUUGAAUCAGGAGAAGGAGUGCGACUGGACAGGGCUGAAGUUUUCGCGGGAUGGCAAAACUAUUUUAAUCAGUACAAAUGGCUCGGUGAUUCGCUUAGUGGAUGCCUUUCAUGGCACGCCGUUGCAAACGUUUACCGGUUAUCCUAACAACAAAGGGAUUGCAAUUGAGGCCAGCUUUAGUCCCGAUUCGCAAUUCAUAUUCUCCGGCAGCACAGAUGGACGCGUACAUAUUUGGAACGCGGACACGGGAAACAAGGUGUCUGUUCUCAAUGGCGAUCAUCCUGGCCCGGUACAGUGCGUCCAAUUCAAUCCCAAAUACAUGAUGUUGGCCUCGGCUUGCACGAACAUGGCCUUCUGGCUGCCAACCUCCGAAGAGGGCAUUUAGAUAUAAAUAACAAAAUAUAAUUAACAAUAUUUAUUAUAAGUUAUGUUUAAGUUUUUAUUAAAAGUCAGCAAGAAAACA
Scaptodrosophila lebanonensis is the source of this 1056-nucleotide messenger RNA. RefSeq names its product WD repeat-containing protein 82 (gene Wdr82). Lineage: Eukaryota; Metazoa; Arthropoda; Insecta; Diptera; Drosophilidae. Gene Ontology annotation, cellular component: Set1C/COMPASS complex. The coding region runs from base 25 to 978 and encodes 317 amino acids. The record is from RefSeq and is a predicted model, not a curated record. The transcript has a single exon. Gene Ontology annotation, molecular function: protein binding; chromatin binding.